Habropoda laboriosa is the source of this 1628-nucleotide messenger RNA. Its product is annotated as synaptic vesicle membrane protein VAT-1 homolog-like. The transcript has 7 exons. NCBI's taxonomy places the organism in Eukaryota, Metazoa, Arthropoda, Insecta, Hymenoptera, Apidae. The coding region runs from base 213 to 1628 and encodes 471 amino acids. Gene Ontology annotation, molecular function: zinc ion binding; oxidoreductase activity. The record is from RefSeq and is a predicted model, not a curated record.
CGUCGGGUGCAAACGUUCUGCGGUUUAAGGAUACGCGCAAAGGAAAGACUCUUACUGAGAUUUUAUUCCUUCUAUCUCUUCUUCACUUUUCUUUGUCGAAUAGAGAACCUUUCGUUGGCGUUGUUAAUCGAAGGUUACGCGCAGAACAAAAAGACAUAUUACCGGAUCAGCGGUUAGGCUUUUGAGUAGACGCAAAAGUAGUCAAAGGAAAAAUGGCAGAGGACAAGAACGAAACCAGCCCGAGCGCAGAGGGUGAAAAGCCACCACAGGAAGCGGCGCCGUCCAAGCAGGAGAAGGAAGAGACGAAAGAAAGCAAAGAGGAGGAAAAGAAAGUCGAAGAGAAUGGCGACGGUGAUAAACCGAAGGAGAACGGCGAGGAGAAACCCACGCCAGAGCCGAAGGACAUGCGGGCUAUAGUACUGAACGGUUUCGGCGGACUGAAAAGUGUCAAGGCUCUCAGGAAGCCUGAGCCCACCCUUGCCGAGGGAGAGGUCCUCAUCCGAGUUAAAGCAUGUGGACUGAAUUUCCAAGAUCUGAUGGCCAGACAGGGCGCUAUCGAUUCCCCGCCGAAAACUCCUUUUAUUAUGGGAUCCGAGUGCGCAGGUGACAUCGAGCAGGUCGGCGAGGGCGUAGAGAACUUUAAAGUGGGCGAUCGAGUGGUCGCGCUUCCUGAUCACAAGGCGUGGGCCGAGCUUGUCUCCGUGCCAGCCACGUCCGUUUUCGCGCUACCAGCUGGAAUGAGCUACCUCGAUGCCGCGGCGAUCACGAUGAACUACACCGUCGCUUACAUUCUCCUAUUCGAUCUGGCCAAUUUGACGCCUGGAAAAAGCCUCUUGCUUCACAGCGCCGGCGGUGGUGUGGGCCAGGCAGUGGUCCAGCUGGCCAAGACCGUGAAGGACGUGACCAUCUUCGGUGUAUGCAGCAAAUCAAAGCAUGAAGCCCUGAAAGCGGCUGGUACCAUCGACCAUCUCUUGGAACGGGGCACAGAUUACAGCAACGAAGUCAGGAAGAUCUCCUCAGAGGGCGUGGACAUCGUGCUGGAUUGCCUGUGCGGCGAGGAAUGUAAUAAGGGAUACGCCUUGCUGAAACCCAUGGGGAAAUAUAUCCUUUAUGGGUCCAGCAACGUGGUUACCGGAGAAACUAAAAGCUUCUUCUCGGCAGCACGAUCAUGGUGGCAAGUGGACAAAGUGUCCCCCAUUAAAUUAUUCGAUGAGAACAAAACAUUGUCUGGCCUGAACCUUCGUCACUUGAUGUACCAACAUGGCAGCCACGCGUUCGUACGACGAGCAGUUGAACGAGUGUUUGCCUUAUGGAACGAGGGCAAGAUAAAGCCAAUGGUAGACUCGACGUGGGCCCUGGAGGAUGUCCCUGAAGCCAUGCAGAAAAUGCACGACCGCAAGAAUAUUGGAAAGAUCGUGCUGGAUCCGAGCCUUGAGCCAAAACCGAAACCAGCGACACCGGCUAAGGGCAAAGCGAAGGACAAGAAGGCAGCCAGUCAGGAGAAUCAAGAGAAGAAAGCCUCGAGCGUGGAGUCUGAGGAGGGAGAGAAGAAGAAGGAGCCUGAGUUGACAAACGGAACAUCCGAAGACAAAUCAGAUAGUGAUUCGAAAGAAAAGGAAUCGAGCUGA